UUAUUCAAUUAUAUAUUUUUAUACACUUUAUUAUAUUCUUACACAAUUGUAUAUUCGUACAUUCUUAUAACAAUAAAUGCAUUUUGUAAUAGUAUAUAUUAAAAUUAUUUUUCAUACUUUUUACUACUAAACACGUAGCAGAUCCUGAGAUUAGAUUGUUCCUCGUGUCUAUGAGGGUAGUUGAGACACCUCUGCGUAUACGUCAUCGUCCAUAUUGCUCGUUCCGUUGGAAAACCUUCUUAUAGAUGUUUGUAUUUGUUCAUUGAUACGAAGCAUGUCAUUUAGGAUCACAUUAACGUAACGAUCGAUGCUACGCAAUUGAUUUUGUAUAUGAUUCCUAUCGAAUAGCACAAAAAAACAAAAACAGAUAAAUAUUAAAAGAAACACUGUUCGCGCGGGAACAUUCGAUCACGGUGUUUUCGGGUGUCGCGCGCGAGCGAGGAUACGGGCGGCUCGUUCGCUCGUGGCAUCCGCGUGGUCUCGCCUUCUAAAUCCACCCUAAGACGCUCGUGUACGCCGGGUGUCCUGGACCGAGCAGAAGCAUGAUGCUCCCGUUCGCGUUCAGGAUGCCGCGUCGCGGUAGUAAGUCGGCCUGAGAUAUCUGUGGUGUACAGAUCGCCGUCUCCGCGCCCUGCAAGUUAAGGCGGAAGCGCGUAUCCUCCAGUUCUCGAGUGCAUUUCUCGCAUAAUCUAAUCGAUAAAGAAUCCGCGGUGUGUGACUGCGGGCGACUAUCAUGAACAUCAUUGAAUUAUUUGAGUGAAAAGGCGAGGUGGUUAGAGGGUUGAUUUAAUCCAGUGGAACUCUCACUCUGGAUAGACGGAAACCCGUCAUUGUGUGCGACGACUGAAAUAAAGUGACGUUUCAUUCAAAAUAUCCAUCGCUUAUUUCAUUACAUGCCUAAAUCCGCUCGUCAUCAUCAGGUUCACGAGAUCCACGCACUCCGGACUCAGCGCUGAGUCAUUCCGGUGAAUCGAAUCGCAUACGCGAUUGAGUUAGAAUCGCCGCUUGCGCGCUUGCACAAACACUAAUACACAAAAAAAAAACGAUACGUUUUAUAUUCUUACAAUACCGCGAGCGUUUUAUCAUUACUAUCGAACGUUAUUUCAACCGACAUAAAACUCGGUAAAAAAUUCGUUCUAAUUUUAUCGAUACCCUCGUUAAUCUUUACGAUAACUUUUGCUAACGAAUCGGUAUUCGAGGCUAAGCUAUACAUUUUCCGAUUGUUGAUUGCAUUCACCACAUUUGUAAUAUUCGUUAACUGUUCCAUUAUAUAAAUAUAUGUGCACACGCCUCUUGAAAAAACGUUGAAACUCUGAUGUCAUCCACGACAACACCCGCUCUAUAUAUACGGUACGUUCGUAGUUGCGGUACGUUCGAAUUCCGUUUCCAACCGGAAAAUUAUAAACAAAAUCGUUGAAUCAUAAGGGAAAUGCGAUAUCUACUUUCAACCAGAAAACUGUGAGUAAUGUAUUUCUUUUCACGCAAAUUGCGACGAUACACUCGAAUCCGUAAGAUAACGAAAUUAUAAAUAUGCGAUGAUGCGCUUGAAUCCGUACGCUUUCUGCGGGCUUGCAUCCGUACCGUUUCCUACAUUUUGAAACCUCAUGACUACUAUGAGAAUAGAGGUAAUGCAAGGAUGCACUUAUUUCAUUUUUCCGUUGUUUUACUUAUAAAUACACGGUGACAUAAUUCUCUCGUUUCAUAAUUAGAUUUACAUUUACAAUUGUAUAAAAAUUUUGUAUAAAAAUUGUAAUCAAGUUUCAGCUAACCUCCAAGAGAAUACCCGUCCGAUUGAUGUUUUCUCGAACAUGUCAAGGGGGGAACCACAAACAAAUAAAAUGCCGCGUCGAUAAAUUGCGUCUCGCCAUUCAAAGUGUACACGCAGAUCUCGCAACAUCUCGAGGAAUGCGCGCCCAUCUCGUAGUCGCGAUCGCGAUCGCUAUCUCCGUUGUCUGUGCCCUUGCAAACGAAAACGAACGAAUCGUUAGGGAAAACACCGAAUUCGCGAUUAAUUAUCUACAGAAAUAUGGAUAUCUCAACGAGAAGAUGCAAUCGUUUGAAACCAUUGGCGAAUAGCGAAUUCUCCAAGACUCUAUCAGCCUUUUUCAAGAAUAUUAUAAAUUAUCAAUUACCGGCGAGGUGAGCAACGAAACCUUAGAUCAGAUGCGUAAACCGCGAUGUGGACAACCUGACAUUAUACAACAAAAUUCGAAUGCUAUCGGAAAUAAAUGGCCGCAAAGGCAACUCACGUGGAAUUUUCAUUUAGCAAAAAAACCAAUGUUAGAAACCGCCCGGGCCGCUUUUAAUUUAUGGCAAGCUGCAUCGUCAUUGACAUUCAAACAAAAUAUAUCACAUCCAAAUAUUUUAAUAUCAUGGCGCGACGGUAAUCACAUGAUGUUCGAUCGUCGAAAUGGUAACUUGUGCCCCUCUCCUUUGGAUGGUUAGGGAGGGGUACUCGCUCAUGCUGCUUAUCCAACGGGGCACGCAGAUUAUAUUUCCGAAAUUCAUGUCGACAGUAAGGAACAUUAGUAUAUUUAUCUAGAUCAAACUCCAGCGAACUUUGACAGUUUAUUAUAUGUGCUGACGCAUGAGAUUGGUCAUUCCUUAGGAUUGCAACACGAUCCACACACGGAUUCCAUCAUGUACGCCUACACAACACAUUAUUCUUAUUCUAUUAAACUAAGCGACGAGGAUAUUCUUAAUAUUCAAAAUCUCUACGGUAACUCGGCUACCGAAAAGUUGCCGAAUAAACCAAUAUCCCCCCCAAAACUUCCGGUACCAACACCAAAGGAUAUUCCAAACGAUCUGUGCGAAAUAAAACGCAUCAAUGCGAUAUUACUGUUGAGAAAACGAAUGUAUAUCGCGAGCGAAAAAUACGUAUGGUUGAUAAGACUGGACGAUAAAAAAUAUAAUCAACCACUAGCACUUUCUACUUAUUUGAAAUUUCUACCUCCGAAUUAUACGCGCAUUUCAGCCUCGUAUCAAACUCCGUCCGGCGAUAUAAUACUAUUCGUGGAUAAUGCUAUUUACAAAGUGAAUUAUCCGAGCUUCUCGUUGGAUACCAAUGGGCCAAGAACAUUUUCGGAAUUCGGAUUGCCCACAGAUGCGACGAUAAACGCCGCGAUAAACACAAAUCGGGGGCGCUCCUACGUGAUAUACAACGGAUACAUGAUCGGUGAGGUGGACGACUAUAACGGAAGCAUCGUUAAAUAUUAUACUAUUCAAACGAUCUUUCCGGGAAUACCGCCGAAUAUUACGUUAGCUUUCCGAUACCUCGACGGUAACUUUUAUUUCGUGUCGCAACAACAGAUUUACAAAUUUAACGAAUUUACGGAAAACGUACUCUCGGCGAGUAGGUUUGACAUACAAUCGAUCGGCAUCGCGAUACGGAUUACUGCAACAAUUGCGCGACCUCUUGCACAAAUUCACGCAAAAUACCGAAACAUUAAUGAGAAAGAGGGACAGCAAUUUAUUUUAGGACGCAUAAUCCAUAGAGAACGGUUAGUCUCGCGUAAUCCGUCUACCGAUACGCAACGUAAGAGCGAAAAUAAUCGACGAUGUAUUCUACGUUGGCGGAACGACAAUCCGAUACGUUCGACGAUGGUAAUGCGAAACGAAAAAAUUUAGAUUGGGCGAAUAAGGAAAAUACGAAGAGAAAACAAACAUUCAACAAUGUCAACGCGCGACCCGACCCUCCUCGCAUAUUGGCGAGACGAUACACGUUGACGAAAACAGGGUACAAGUACCUAGACAUCGGCAUCGUCGUAAAGUCACCAUCGUACGUGAACAUCGUACUCGGAGAUUGUCACGGAAAGGAAAUCUCAUUCACGGUCGACGAGUGGAAGGAACUGGUAAAACUAAAAUCUAUGAUAAUAACGACACUUCGCUUCAACAACAACAACAACACAUACGACAACAUGGAAUUACCUAUGGUUGGAAACAUUUUCCUGCGAGUUGGAAAAAUAAACAAUCUACCGAUUCUACGUUUGGAACAUCCCUCUUAUCGCUCUCAACCGUGAUUGUUAUGUUCGACCACGAUUACUGCAUCGAUCGCAUCGUUAAAGCGCUCUCCCCGGUGACGAAAAUCGUUGACGCGAAAGUCAAACGUUUCUAGGAAAUCAUCGUAAACGUUGACAAUCCCGCUGACGGUCCGCGCGCGAUCCGGGAAAGCGCGCAAUUCGAUAUCAACGACAUCGUCGAUUGCGAACUAGCCGUUAUCUGUUUCGGAUUCUUUUAAACAUACCGUUCUCGGUUUCGUAAUCUCCUUUGUUGUAAUAAAAAAAUUGUAUUUUUAAAUAAACAAAUAUAGCCUGUCUCUGCAAGCGUAUCACACACUUGAUUUUAUAUUACCCUAUAUUGUAAUAUUUCAUAUCUUUUCACUACGCUAGUGUAAGCUUCGAUUGUGAAAAAAAUAAACGUACUUUUCAAUCAUUAAUAUAUUUCUUUACAUUAAAUACAUUAAAUACAUAUUUCGAUUUCUUAUAUUUAUUCCACAUAUAAGAUACAUAUAACAUUGCGAAGGCAUUAUAUCAUUCGCGAUUACAAAUUAUCAAUCACCGUGAUAGAUAUCAUAUGAUGUAACACAUUAUUUUUUAUUCGAAACGUUAUAGCCGAAAGACGAGGGACCAGCAGCUUCCUGUACAGUCGCGUCGACUUUAUCGCUAUCCGUCGACUCGUCAAGGCGUUUUCGCUUCCUCUCCUCGGAAUAAUGAUUAUCGCUGCUGCCUCUGUAUUGAUCCCGUACCUUCUUCACGACUUCGGAUACCGUCAUCAACUCAUUCGCCACGACCUCGAAAAGCUCGCGCAAUAAUGCAAACUUGCGAUCCGUAUCCGACGAGGAAUAAAGAAAUUGCGCACGGAAAUUUCCACCAAUCGGACUUAUCUCUGCUCUUUAUAUCUUUGACCUCGUACAGACUCACGCGAACCAAACGGUCUCCGUUUUCCCCAGGGGUUCUCAUUACGAACACUCGCCCAUCCUUUACUCUCGUUACAUUCUGAGAUAUCAAACCGGUGUCCUGAUCACCGAACGAAUCGAAUAUCGCGUCGAUACCCCGCGUCUUCUUCUUGUUCUUCUUCUGAGAUUCUUCUACCUUCUGUUCCUCGGCGUGGAAAUCCGUCUGAGUAGCACAAUCCUCCAUAUCCAACCUUAUGAUGUAGCCUCGAACUUCGUUCAACCAAAAUCUGUACGCAUCCUCUGUCAUUAUACUCAGAACCAUUCGAGCGUACGUUUCGUUAGAAAUAUUUUGUCGAAUAAAGUUCUGCAUUUCAAUUCUAAAAUACACGGGAUCAAACGUACCCUUCGUGAUCCAUAAUUGAUAUAUAUCUUUCAGCAUACGUCUCAUCUCCAUAGCCUCGCAAAUUCGACGUGUCUCGCAUUCACAUUUUACGCUCUUGACUAACUCACAAUCGCAUUUUACAUUCUUGGCUCUAACUCGAUAAAGAUGCGAUGAGCAGCCUGAUCUUCCGCGUCGCCGAUACAGUCGGAUCCUAGAGUUCAGUCAACAGAUCGAUCAAUAAAAAAUAAGCCGGUGAAUCCACUCUACCCUCAUCAUACGAUUCGACAUCCAUAUCGUUUCUCACUAUACAACAAAUAUUUACACAUUUACUACAAACUAUUAUUGCAUAGGAUUGCUUUCAUUACCUACCUGCAAUAUACUCUGAGAGAAGCAACACCAACCAGUAAUAAGUCUAAAACUGUAGCAGCACUCUAAAUGCAAUCUCUUAUAUAUCUUCCAAUUUAACACACACCAUUCAAAACAAACCAAUAUUUUAUUCUACAUACAAACACAUUACCGCGUAUUGCGCACAUCCCGAGGAUAUUGAUUAAUAUUUAUACCACGCACAGCUCGAGAUGAUUCGAGAGAUGGGUCACGGGGGCUCGACCAAUUAGAAUUUGCCGAGUAAAGGACGACGAGAUGAAUCGCUCGUCGCGCCCGAACCCGAAUCCGUGCGGUAUCUCGGAGGAUGCGUCUUUCCGCUCGGCUUACGCAUCGUCGAAAAAAAAAAUAGAUCGCUCUCAUUCGAACAUGCGUUUCACCAUGGAUUUUUCCCCGUGCUCCUCGACGGGCUCGACCAAUUAAAAUUUGCCGAGUAAAGGCGACGAGAUGAGUCGCUCGUCGCGCCCGAAUCCGUGCGGUAUCUCGGAAAAUGCGUCUUUCCGCUCGGCUUACGCAUCGUCGAAAAAAA
Messenger RNA from Monomorium pharaonis (pharaoh ant), 6186 nucleotides. RefSeq lists its product as uncharacterized. The transcript has 2 exons. Bases 3558 to 4019 code for a protein of 153 amino acids. The record is from RefSeq and is a predicted model, not a curated record. NCBI's taxonomy places the organism in Eukaryota, Metazoa, Arthropoda, Insecta, Hymenoptera, Formicidae.